This is a messenger RNA of Clupea harengus (Atlantic herring), 1683 nucleotides long. It is a transcript of the gene prkg2l, whose product is annotated as protein kinase cGMP-dependent 2, like. The record is from RefSeq and is a predicted model, not a curated record. Lineage: Eukaryota; Metazoa; Chordata; Actinopteri; Clupeiformes; Clupeidae. Gene Ontology annotation, molecular function: cGMP-dependent protein kinase activity; ATP binding. Gene Ontology annotation, biological process: protein phosphorylation.
GUGACUCAGACAAUGGAGGGGUGUCCGGAUCCUCAGCAGAUAAAGACUCUGGGCGUAGGGGAUUACUUUGGGGAGAAAGCCCUCAUCAGCGAGGACGUCCGAUCAGCUAACAUCAUCGCUACUGAUGACAACACGCAAUGCCUCGUACUGGAUAGAGAUAACUUUAACCAGAUGGUUGGCACCUACGAGGAGCUGCAGGCCUACCUGAGGGAGUACGUGGAGCAGCUCUCACUCAGUGAUGAGAGGAGGAAUGCUGUGCCUCAGUCUCCUCUGCUGCAUGACUCCAGCCCUGAGGAGGUGGAGCAGAGGCGUCUGAAGGAGAAGCUCUCUCACCUCUCCUCCACCACCCCCCUGCAGCACCUGCAGCUCAUCGCCACGCUGGGCAUGGGAGGCUUCGGGCGCGUGGAGCUGGUGAAGGUGAAAGAUGAGGAAACGGGCUUCGCUCUGAAGUGCAUCAAGAAGAAGCACAUCGUGGACACCAGGCAGCAGGAGCACAUCUACUCAGAGAAGAACAUCCUGCAGCAAACACACUCCAAAUUCAUCGUCAAGAUGUACCGGACAUUUCGGGAUGAUAAGUAUGUCUACAUGCUGCUGGAGGUUUGUCUUGGAGGAGAGCUGUGGAGCGUACUGAGGGACAUGAGUUGUUUUGAGGAGCCCACUGCACGUUUCUGCAUUGGGUGUGUCCUGGAGGCCUUCGACUACCUGCAUGGAAAAGGCAUCAUCUACCGAGACCUCAAACCCGAGAAUCUCCUCCUCGAUGCAGAGGGCUACGUUAAAAUGGCAGACUUUGGCUUCGCUAAGCGCAUCGGGCUGGGGAAGAAGACCUGGACAUUCUGUGGGACGCCGGAGUAUGUGGCCCCUGAGGUCAUCAUGAACAAGGGCCACGACUUUGGGGCUGACUGCUGGUCCCUGGGUAUCCUCAUAUUUGAGCUGCUCACCGGCAGCCCCCCGUUUUCUGGGUCUGACCCCAUUAAGAUCUACACCAUGGUCCUGCACGGUAUCGAGAAGGUGGACAUGCCCAAGCGGAUCAGCAAACGACCAGAAGACCUCAUCAGGAGACUGUGCAAGCUCAACCCUGCAGAGAGACUAGGCAAUAAGAAGAAUGGGAUUAUAGAAAUCAAGAAGCACAAGUGGUUCCAGGGCUUUAACUGGGAGGGUCUGAGGCAAGGCAGACUGGCAUCCCCUCUGAAGAGAGAGGUGAAAGGCCCACUGGACCACAGCCACUUUGACAUGUUCCCACCAGAGCAGGAGGAGCCGCCCGACGAGCUGUCUGGGUGGGACAAGGACUUCUGAAGAACAGAAGGAGAGAGAGAGAGAAAUGGAGAGAGAACUAAAACUGUACAUACAAGAGAUAUAAGAUAUUGAAUUAAGAUGUUAAAACUGAGACAGAGACAGACAGACAGACAGAAGAGAGAGCUGUUACAGGGAGACAGACAGAGACACUGGUCUGUCCAACACUGGACAGCUGGUCUGACCAGUUCCUCUCUGUCUGGAUGGCUAUGGAGCCUUUCCACAAGCUCUAAGCAGAAAUACAAGACCAUGUAAGAGCUGGGACAAACGGACUGGCAUCUCAGGCAUGAUGAAUCACAAUUGCUGUUUUACCAGCCAAACAUUGACCCCUGCACCACUGGAGCAGGCGUCAAACUGAUCAGAGCAGAGCAGGACAAAAAGCAUCAGACCAGA